CGAGGCGGGGCUCGGGGCGGAGAUAGGCUCGGGGCUCGGGGCGGACGGUGUGCGUGCAGUGCGGCGGCCGUAUGGAGUUGUGCGGGUUGUUGCUGCCGACCGAGGAAGCGGGCAGUUCCCUCGAGUGACUGCUCGCUGCGGCUAUGGGUGUCGGUGCGGGCCCCGCCGGCUCGGGGCGCGGUGCCGAGAUGGUUGAAAGGCUCGUAGCCACCGAAGCCCAAGGGCUGCUGUACCAGCUCUCAGCCCUGUCGGAGCAGGAGCUCAGGUGUCAGCCGAAGGCCUCUGGGCUGAGGCUCAUCGAAGCUGCUCAUGACAACGGCCUCCGAAUGACCGCCAAGCUGCGAGACUUCGAAGUGAAAGAUCUCCUCAGUUUGACUCAGUUCUUCGGCUUCCACACAGAGACGUUUUCACUAGCUGUGAAUUUUUUAGAUAGAUUCUUGUCAAAAAUGAAGGUACAACCUAAACAUCUGGGCUGUGUUGGACUCAGCUGCUUCUACUUGGCUGUGAAGGCAUCAGAAGAAGAGAGAAAUGUUCCCUUAGCCACGGACUUAAUUCGAAUAAGCCAGUAUAGGUUCACUGUUUCUGAUAUGAUGAGAAUGGAGAAAAUCGUAUUGGAGAAGCUGUCCUGGAAAGUCAAAGCUACAACAGCUUUCCAGUUUCUACAACUGUAUCAUUCAGUCGUUCAUGAGAAUUUAGGCUGUGAAAAGAGAAUAUACCUUAAUUUUGAGAGGCUUGAGACCCAGCUUAAGGCAUGUCACUGCAGAAUUACAUUUUCUAAAGCCAAGCCUUCUGUCUUGGCACUGGCCAUUUUGGCACUAGAAAUAGAAGAACAGAAACUAAUGGAGUUGAGAGAGGCAUUGGAAUUUCUGCAGUUGCAUUCCAAGGUAAACAACAGAGAUUUGACCUUCUGGAAGGAACUGGUGUUAAAGUGCCUUACAGAAUAUUCCUCAAGCAAGUGUUCCAAACCGAAUGUCCAGAAAUUAAAAUGGAUUGUGUCUGGACGUACUGCACGGCAGCUUAAACAUAGCUACUACAGAAUAACGCACCUUCCUACAAUUCCAGAGAUGAGCUCUUAAGAGGAAUCUAACAGAACGAGGAGAGAACCUGUGAGCUUGUUAACAGACAUCAGAAUAUUUGAGAAAGAAAGUCUGAAACAUGAUACUAUUAAGGAAUAAAUCAAUUCAUGGAAAGAAUACAUAAUAAUUUCAGAGUAAAGAUCUUUCCAGCAAAUAUACAUUCUUUUCAUGAUGAUUACAACAAUCUUCAUUGUCAGUUUUCAGUCUUGUUGGUUAAGACUGUUUAGUGAAAUACGACAAUACCGAUAAAAGGAAUGUGGACACCUCGCAGUUUGUGGAGCACCUUGUGUAGUCUAACUUUGGUUUACUGUAACUGCAGGUGCUGAAUUAUAUAUUUCAAUUUUAACAAUCUAGUUUACUUUCCAAAGUUCACAGGACACUAGGAAAAGGUGGGCAGUAGCACAGUGCUGCAAUGUCUCAAACUAAACACUAAUAUUGGUAACAAUAGCAAAAACCUGUCAGUCUAUGUGGGAUGCAGUUUGGGCAGUCUGGUGUCUAUGUGUUCCUACUGGGCAAAGUACUGGCCUUCUUACCUAAACACUCAGUAAAAACUAGGCUGUGAUACCCACAGAAAAGUCAAGUAGCUGGAGCAGGAGAGAUGAGCAAGUUUCUUUCGUUGCCUUGCAAAUGAUAGUCACUAACACAGCAUCAGUAACUUGUAAGAGGUGUAGUUUACCGAGAUUACAAAUACUUCAUAGAGUGGUAAAAAACUUUGGUACCUAAGGAGGGCUGAAGUACUGGGUCCCUUGCCCCAAAUCUGACACCAGUUUGCUGAAGUUUCACUGGGAAAGAGGCAAAUGCUGAUGCUGGACAGGUCAUUUUUACAGGCACAUUAGGAGCAGGCCUAAUGCCCCAUCUUGGCCUGUGCUAUAGAAGCAGUCUGGGUAACACUGAAGAUUGCUUCAACUCUGACCUAUUUAAUGGUAAGCUUUAUAAAAUACUACUCUUUUUUUUCCUGAAGAUCAGAUCAGUCGAUAAGGUGUAUCAUGCUUCUGGUGCAAAUGUGGAAGUGAAUAGUAAGAACGCAUUAUUGUAUGUAAGAUGAAGGGAGGUGUUGGGGGUAUGUUGCUAAUGACCUCAUGAAUUCCAUGUCACUGUGGAGCAGAGGCUGUUGGUGAUAGGUUGUUAACUGAUGGCUGCAUGAACUGAUUUAGUGGAGAAGGACAGGUGGGAGUGUUCUGAAUAUAGUGUGGACAUAGAUGUCACCCAGCAACCCUUCCCCCUUUAUGGUAAUAGGUGAUGGGGAAACCAUUGUUCACCUAUCUGGGACUAGUUAAACCUUUCAGCAAAGACUUGAUACCAAAGCUCUGUAUUGGACAAAUCAAGGCUUCCCAUGAACUCAUGGGAGUGACUGCACUGCAUAACACAGGUUUUACAUCUGCCAGUGGUAACGCUAUCUGUGCUUUGUGCUGGCCUCUGAGAUAUAUACAAAUGAUUGAAACGACGGUGAGCCUGCUGGGAGAGAUGGAAAAGAUGCAAUGUGCAAUUCUAAUAAUGUUGUCAUGUUUCAAGAUAUCUACUUUUCAAUUAAACAUAGAAAU
Messenger RNA from Cuculus canorus (common cuckoo), 2617 nucleotides. RefSeq names its product cyclin G1 (gene CCNG1). NCBI's taxonomy places the organism in Eukaryota, Metazoa, Chordata, Aves, Cuculiformes, Cuculidae. Bases 144 to 1076 code for a protein of 310 amino acids. The transcript has 7 exons. Gene Ontology annotation, molecular function: cyclin-dependent protein serine/threonine kinase regulator activity. Gene Ontology annotation, cellular component: nucleus; cytoplasm; cyclin-dependent protein kinase holoenzyme complex. Gene Ontology annotation, biological process: mitotic cell cycle phase transition; regulation of cyclin-dependent protein serine/threonine kinase activity. The record is from RefSeq and is a predicted model, not a curated record.